Molecule: messenger RNA, 4904 nt
Organism: Apodemus sylvaticus (European woodmouse)
Lineage: Eukaryota; Metazoa; Chordata; Mammalia; Rodentia; Muridae
Gene: Nkd2
Product: NKD inhibitor of WNT signaling pathway 2
Exons: 10
Coding region: 172-1557 (461 amino acids)
Biological process (GO): negative regulation of Wnt signaling pathway
Cellular component (GO): cytoplasm
Molecular function (GO): calcium ion binding
Source: RefSeq, a predicted model, not a curated record
UGCUGCCCGCGCCGGUGUCUCCGGUUGCCGGGCCAAGCCUCGCCCGACUGCCCGGCCCCAGAUCCAGGCUCCACGAGUUGCUCUCAGCGCGGGAUUCACGCGCCCCUGGCUCGAACCUCGGACGUGCACCUGAGAGCCCGGUCGGAGGGUGGGUCCUGGCCCAACGGCGACAUGGGGAAAUUUCAGUCCAAGCACGCCGCAGCAGCCUGCAAGAGGAGAGAGAGUCCCGAAGGGGACAGCUUCGUGGUGUCUGCGUACGCGAGUGGUCGCAAAGGAGUGGAAGAGACCGACCGGCGUGCUGGCAGCGGUGUGGAACAUCGCGCACGGGACAAGCAGGAGAUGCUCAAUGGAGACCCUAAGGAGGGGCCUUUCUGGGAAGACAAGGGUUCCCUAGAAGUUGUGCUGCCCCAUGAGAAAUCUGAGGGCCACGAGGGUCAGGGCCAGCUCUUCGGUACAGAUGAUGGGGAGAAGGCAGCAAGCCGUGAGGGUCCACUAAGACUCAGCAAGAAGCACUUGAACAUUGACGCACUCCAGUGUGACGUCUCUGUGGAAGAAGACAACCGCCAAGAGUGGACAUUCACACUGUAUGACUUUGACAACAGUGGGAAAGUCACCAGAGAGGACAUGUCCAGCCUGAUGCACACCAUCUAUGAGGUUGUCGAUGCCUCUGUCAAUCACUCUUCGAGCAGCAGCAAGACCCUCCGAGUGAAGCUAACGGUCAGCCCUGAACCCUCCAGCAAGAAGGAAGGUACUCUCACUGGCCAAGACCGGGAGCCCACUCGUGGCAGAACAGAGAGUGAGCUCAUAGAUGACCCCCGAGUGGCUGACAGAAGGCUGUCCGCCUACAGCAGGAAGCCCAAUGCUGAUCCACAGCCCUGCUCUGUGCGAGUGCCCUACUGUGUGGAUGAGAACACAGAGCGCAGAAACCACUACCUAGACCUUGCUGGCAUCGAGAACUACACAUCUAAGUUUGGUCCUGGGUCACCACCUGAGCAGGCCAGGCAAGAACAUCAUGGCAGGGCCACACACAUUCCAAGCAGGUCCCGAUCACAGGAGUCGGAUGCCCACGCUAUACACCACCGCAGGUCUCAAGUCCUGGCUGAGCAUGUCAUACCAGCUAAUGAGCCUACUACCCGGGCCCUGGCUGCACAACCCCGGCUCAAGGGGCAAGAGAAGCAGUUCCUCAGGUCUCCCAAGGGUCCAGGAAAACCUCUCGGGGCACCAGGCAUCAGCAAGCCAGGGAAAGCACUCAGCUAUUGCCUGCAGGCUGUGCCACUGCCCCAGGGUGCCCAGGAUGGCCACCACCUUCCUCAGCCCCCACCACAGCCUCCGCCACAGCCCUAUGGUCACAAGCGGUACCGGCAGAAAGGCAGAGAAGGCCACUCACCACUUAAGGGGCAUGGCCAACCUACCAUGGUGGAGCAUGAAGUGGUACGGGACCUGCCUCCCAUGCUGGGGCCUGAGGGCUACGUGGUGCCUGUGAUCCAGAGGCAUGAACACCACCAUCAUCAUGAGCACCACCAUCACCAUCACCAUCACCACUUCCACCCAUCCUAGUGCCCAAACAAGCACUCCAUCCAAAUGCCCUUGGGGACAGAGCAGGUGCUGGCAAGUGCCCAGUAGAGAGUACAGCAUCCCCUGGCCCAACACCAGCUGCAGAUGUAAAGUGGGCAUCAGGGAGAUGGCACCAGGCUAGAUAUUCGUGGACAAAGCUACCUUUCUCUAUGCCAUUUGGAUACCAGUACAUUUGAUGCAGCUGAUGAUUACCAGUAACACGUGCUCCUGUAUGUUCCAGAAAGCCCAUACAUGGAGGCACAAAAGCAUCUGUUCCUGCUUUUGCUGCAGUGUGGCCAUGGGAUGUUUAAAGGACUGUACCUAGGCAUUCUUUGUAUCCUCAUGGUUCUUUGACCUUCAGGUACCUGAAUGGAAAAGGCAAUGCUUUUUGUGAAGUUUUUAUAUGUUGUAAAGUCAGUGGAAUGAGCUUGGAAAGUGGUUUAUCUUCAGUGUACCAUGUUAAAUGAAGCAGAACAAAGAGGCCAGAGUAUCAGCAAAUGUGGAGGGGACACAGUUGAGCAGAGGGGCAGGUUGAUGUUCGGUGGGCAGCGUGAGGCUUGGUGUCCAGAGCUUCCAGCAUCCUAGGUAGAUGUGGAUAAGACCCAGACAGGUUGGGAUGGAUGGAUGGAUGGAUGAGGUACUAUGCUGGAGGUCUCCAUCCAGGUUGUGCAUAGCCAAGUGACACUUAGGUGUCCUUCCACAAAGGCUGCAAAGAUGUGGGGACCUCCACAAGCCAUGAUCUUUGUGGCUCCACCAGCAGGACACAACAAGGAGGAACUUUUUACCUCUUGUGAGCUUGUGAAGGUGGCAUUAUGCCUUCUUGGCAUAAUAAAAUAUUGUGAAUUCUCUAACAUGGCAUACAUAUCCUAUUAAAACACUUUUCUGAGAGCUGUGGUCAGUCUACUGACGCAUGGUAACUGCAGGUGAAGAUGACAGGUAUAUGUGGAGGGUGAGUGCUGUAGAACCAUCUUGGCUUAUGUUGGUUGACACACAUGACUCCAUAGUAGUGCUUUUUACUAAGGGAUUUUUAGACUAAGAAAAAUCAGAACUCUAAACCUGGAGCUCAGCUCAUAUUAACAAGGAAUGCUGAGCCCCAUAUAGGCUCCAGGGACUACAGCUUAUGCAGAUUGUUGAGAAGCAAUACAACCUUGUGCUUAUUUCCUCUCACCAAAACCCUGUGCCUAUUCUAAGGACUUCCUAAGGAUCUGAAUGUGAUGUCUCUGACCUGGGGAUCAUCAGCCCUCUGUGGGCUGAUGCUGGUCACUUCACAGCUAGAAAUGCUUCAAGAAACCAAAAUGACUAGAGUAUGCCACCCUUUUCUUACAAUAUGACUAAAGUAUCUAUGUCAUGAAUGUAGAGAUGGCACGUAUGUAAGGUUCCACCACCCACGCCACAGCAGAGGAAUUGCACAGGAAUCAGCAUGGCCACCCAGUUUGUUUCUUAGUAUGCAGUAUUCUAAAUACCAGGCUUGUGUUAAGAGGUCCUUUCAAGAAGCUGAAGAGAUGGCUCAGCAGUUAAGAACACUGGCUGACCUGGGCUCAAUUCCCAGCACCCAGUUACAGGCAGUUUACAACUGUCUGUAACUCCAGUUCCAGGGCUUCUGACACCCUCACAUGGACAUACAUGGAGAUAAAACACCAAUGAACAUAAGCUAAAAAAAAAAAAAAAAGUUCUUUCAGGCCCUGAGAGAUGUCCUACAGGAUAUCCCCAAUGACACCUCGGGCCAUGGUUCAGCUGAGUGCCAUGGGAAGUGGGGAGAUUCAGCCAAGUCUGAACUAUAGCUUCAUGUUUUAAAAUUUCAGGGCAGGUAGAAGUCCUAACAAGCUCAUGACAGGGGCUGAACAUUUGCCACUGUGGUGAGUGUUAAGCAGAGGCGUGUGCAGUACUCCAGCCAGCUGACAGACCAAGCCUCAGACAGCCGGGUCUUCAGUGCCAUGUAUGAGACCUAAAGAGAUGGGAAAGCACUUGUGAACUAAAUGAAACAUCCAGACCAUUUAGUUGGGUGUGGCAGUAAAUGCUUGUGAGAGGAGGUUACAUCAAAAGCUACAAUCCAAGACCAGGCUGGACUAUCUUAUGACACCGCCUCCCCUGCCCCCAGAUUGCUCAUGUUCUCCAGCAUUUAGCCACUCUGUACAUGGUCACUAGUGUGCGAGAACUGUGGAUCUGUUAAGGUGCAGGAACUUGGCCUGGUUUGACUCAGAAACUCCAGAACUACCUAGAAGUAAAACUGCCAUGUUGCAAGUGGAGACAGAGGUAAGAAAGCCAGGGUGGUGAUGCCUUAGUACACUCUGUGCUGGGUGCCAGAAUGGUGUCUGUGACCAUUGGUAGUACCUGGCAACAGAAGACAAUGGCUAUUGUGAGAAAAACAAACAACCUUGGCUGUGUAUGUGGAGGUUGUGGCUACUGUGUGUUCUAAGAACUGAACAACCUGAUCUAUGUACAUUCCCAAAUAAAAGCCAUUGAGGGAACGAAGGUGUCACCAAGAUACCCCUUUCUCAGCAGGUACUCCAUCGCCUUCAGGGUGAAUCUUUUGACUCCAGUUUCUAUUUAACCUCUCAAGUGUGAGCUGGAAUCCUGCUGUGCUGAGCUGGCCAUGUCCUCUGUUCACACAUGGAGGUCUCCUAGCAAAUUCAGGCAAGUGCAGGGUCCUUGGUCUUCUAAACCUCAGGGCAACGGUCUCUUCAGGGCUCAUAAACACACUGUUCCUGUGUGCAGUUCUGAGAGCAGAAGGUAAUCUCUGCCACCCUUAGCUGGCUUUAGAAACAGUAAGGAGUCUGUGUCUUUGACAUCCUUUGGACUAUCCCCAUGUGAACUAACUAACAGCCCAGGCCUCGAUAUAGUGGUAUCAUCAUGGAUGUGAUUGUCAGUGAACCAAGUCCAGCCUCAGGGGGGUUCUGGGGUGGUGCCCUUUGUGUUUCUAGUGUCCUAAGAAGGCAUCAGUCACUGACAGACAUAGGUGGUUCCUCAGCUCUGGAAGCUGCACCAUGACAUUUCUUCCAAAGGCAAAUGAUAUUCUCUUAAGUCCCAUCUGCAAGGUAGAACAGGCUACAAAGACUACAAUGUCUGCCUAAGCUUCAUACUUGCAAUAGAACCUGUUGUGGGACUCUGGCCUGAGCUCUUCUCUGUGUCUGCCUGUUCCCCAUGACACCCCCAUUCCUGACUUCCUAAUCUUUGCCAUGAAUGCCAGGCCUAUGUGCUCUAAGCCAUGCAUGAGAACUCUGGUCCCCAGUAGGACCAAAGGACAGCUUCUCUCCCAGUUCAUUUCCAUAGCCAAAGCAUGGCUCUGCUGAAUCCUUACCAUGCCCGUGGUAUUCAAGGCUCACCAAAUAGGGUGACUACUCCAUACAACA